AUGGCUCCCGCAAAGAAGGAUGGCAAGAAGAAGAAGGGCCAUUCUGUUUUCAACGAAGUGGUGACCAGAGAGUACACCAUCAACAUUCACAAGCACAUCCAUGGAGUAGGCUUCAAGAAGCGUACCCCUGCAGCACUCAAAGAGAUUCGGAAAAUUGCCAUGAAGGAGAUGGAAACACCAGAUGUGCGCAUUGACACCAGGCUCAACAAAAACUGUCUGGGCCAAAGGAAUCAGGAGGCUCAUACCCGUAUCUGGAUGCAGUUGUCCAGAAAACAUAAUGAGGAUAAAGAUUCACCAAAAAAGCACUAUACACUGGUGACUUUUGUGCCGGUCACCACUUUCAAACACCUACACACAGUCAAUGUGGAUGAAAACUAA
Chrysochloris asiatica (Cape golden mole) is the source of this 378-nucleotide messenger RNA. RefSeq names its product 60S ribosomal protein L31-like. Gene Ontology annotation, biological process: cytoplasmic translation. The transcript has a single exon. Gene Ontology annotation, molecular function: structural constituent of ribosome. Lineage: Eukaryota; Metazoa; Chordata; Mammalia; Afrosoricida; Chrysochloridae. Gene Ontology annotation, cellular component: cytosolic large ribosomal subunit; ribosome. Bases 1 to 378 code for a protein of 125 amino acids. The record is from RefSeq and is a predicted model, not a curated record.